CUCUCUCUCACACAUACACGCCCGUGACGUGCAGUUCCCAGCCCAGGGUGAGGGUGUGUGUGUGAUGAUGGAGAAAGAGUAGACCUCCUUCAUUUAUCUUCAAUUCUUUCUUUCUCUCGGUGUUUGACGGUUGGACUCGACUCUACUCGGACUAAAGUGCUCGUGCACGGCAGCUCGAGGGCGCAGGAACCCCGCUCUUCCGGACAUGGCCCGGUCUCUGUCGACAGCAGCUCUCAGUCUCUUCUGCUUCGCUUUAUCAUGCGUGUUGGAAGCUGAGGCCAGAGCAGACUUUUCUAUAGCCCUUCACCGGCAGAAGAGGGAAUGGAUCGUUCCUCCACAAGUUCUGGAGGAGAAUGUGGACCACACCAAAAAGGAAUUCAUUGCUAGAAUUCGCUCGGACAAAGAUGACAAUGAAAAGAACUUAAUAACCUAUGCCUUAAGGGGCGUUGGAGCAGACCAGGCACCCUUCAACCUGUUUGUUGUGAACCCUGACAGUGGUUUUGUUCGGAUAACCGGCAUCCUGGACCGAGAGAUGAUUUCGCAGUACAAUCUCUCUGGAAUUGCUACGUUCACUAAUGGCACAGUGGCAGAGAAUGACAUUCAGCUUAGAAUAAAAGUGAAAGAUCAGAAUGACAAUGCACCCAUCUUUCCUGCCACCAUCUCCCCAGGCUUUGUGAAAGAACUCAGCGCUACAGAUACCGUUGUAAUGAAGGUAGUAGCCACUGAUGCUGAUGAACCUGGGAACCCCAACUCUCAGAUCCGCUAUGACAUCAUAAAACAGGACCCUCCAGGGAGGAUGAUGUUCAAGAUCAAUUCCAAAGGAGAAGUGCUGGUUAGUGAUCCUAACCUAGACAGAGAGAGUAUUGAUCACUACACGCUUACUGUAAAAGCUUCAGAUCUCAAUGGGGCCUCAGGGUGCCUCACAGGAACAGCAUCUUUCGGAGUCCAGAUCCUGGACGAAAAUGAUAAUAUCCCAACACUAGAGAAAGAAACUUAUGAGGGCAGUAUUGAGGAGAACACAGAUGGCGUGGAGGUGAUGAGAAUCAAAGCGAAUGAUCUGGACAUGGAGGGCACCGACAACUGGUUGACCAAGUUCGACAUCGUGUCAGGCAAUGAAGGGGGGACAUUCAGCAUUUACACUGAUCCAGACACCAACGAGGGAGUCUUGAUGCUCGACAAGGCUGUGGAUUAUGAGGAGGUCAAAGACAUGAAUCUGGGCAUUGCAGUGUCCAACGUGGCUCCUUACCAUCCUUCAGUGACAGGAAGUGCAGGGACAAUCGGACUCGUGAUCCCAGGAGCAGGCACAGGAGGUGGAGGAGGCACAGGAGCUGGAACUGGUGCUGGUACUGGUGCUGGUAGUGGUAGUGGUAGUGGUACUGGUAGUGGUAGUGGUACUGGUAGUGGAGGAGGAAGUUUAGGAUCAAGUGGGACCAGUGGAGGGUCUACUGUACUAAGACCAGGAAGCCCAGGUAGCCUUGGAAAUGGUAAAGUCUACAGUGUGAACAUCAACGUAAAGAACCAGCCUGAGGGCCCACGCUUCAGCCCCAAAGUAAAGGCAGUCCCCCUUUCUGAAGACGGCAAGACGGUUGAUAUAAAAAAAGUCAUUGCUAACUACCCUGCUCUCGAUGGGGAUACAGGGCUACCUUCUAAGAACGUCAGAUAUGCCAAAGGCUCUGACCCAGACAACUGGCUGACCAUUGAUGAGAAAACAGCUGAUAUUAGACUAAACAAACUUCCAGAUCGGGAAUCCCCAUACUUGGUCAAUGGGACGUACAUAGCCAAUAUCCUUUGCAUCAGUCAAGACGCCCCCUAUACGACAGCUACAGGCACCAUUGCCAUCCAGGUGGAGGACUUUAAUGACCACUGCCCUACUCUGACGAGCCAGGCACAGACCAUGUGCACCAACCAGGAAGCUAUAUAUGUCACUGCGGUAGACGAAGAUGCUCCUCCCAAUGGAGCUCCUUUCACUUUCAGUGUAGUUCCUGAAAAGACCAAGGGAAAAUGGAGCGUGGAGCACUUAAAUGAGACAACGGCCAUCUUGAGAACUCUUGAAAGUCUGUGGCCGGGUGUUCAGGAAGUGACAGUGGAGGUGCGUGACCAGCAGGGGGAGGCAUGUCCAGAGCCGCAGGUGCUAAAAUUGGAUGUAUGCACCUGUGAUCAUCAUAGUCUGUGUGGUGCCCGUGGGGCUCAACAGAAGGGCUCAGUGCUUGGCAAAGCUGGAAUUGGUCUGCUUCUCCUGGGACUCCUUCUGCUCUUACUUAUCCCACUUUUGCUGCUUUUCUGUCAAUGUGGCGCAGCCGCUAUGGGAGGAGCCUUCGCUGACAUGCCCUUUGACACCAAAGAGCACUUGAUCGCCUACCAUACAGAAGGGCAGGGAGAAGACCGGGAUGUACCCAUGCACCUCAGUGCACCAGAGGUUGAUGGUGGAUUGGUCAACAUAGCCUCUAAAGGCAGCUAUGGGGCUGGUGCUUUUGGGGCUGGUAUGGCAGGAGCAGGAGCUGGUUACUUGGCGUCUACCUUAACAAGAGGGGGUGGCUAUGGGCACAAUCAGAUGGAGAUGACCUCCAUGGAGCAGAGGAUGAAUUCUGGUCUUGGAAUGAUGAGAGAGGAAUUUGACGAUGAUGGAAUGGCUCUUUCAGAAGAUUUCUUGAAUCAGUACUACUCACAUAAGAGUCAGGAGCUGGAUGUCACGGCCAAAAACUCUCUGCUGGUAUAUGACUAUGAAGGUCAGGGGUCACCAGUUGGUUCAGUUGGCUGCUGCAGUCUCCUUGAAUCGAACAACGAUCUGGAGUUCCUCAACGACCUCGGGCCCAAGUUCACCACUCUCGCUGAGAUAUGUGGAGGCACAAAGUUCACAACAGAGGUCUCAGCCCCUCCUCCCUCUAUUCCGAAACCCAUCGUGGAACGCUCAGAACCAGUCUCCAUAGAAACCAACCUAGUCAACACUGUAAACGUUCCUGCUAGGCCUGCACCAUCUUCAUCUAUACACGUGGAGGAGAAUGUGAUGGUUACAAACAGCCAUGCCUCAGUAGUGGCUGACAGGAAGCCCGCCCAGACUCUGAUCGACGUGAAGCCCACCCAGACUUUGAUUGAUGUCCAGCCAGCUCAGACUCUGAUGAUGCAGCAGCAGCCUCUGUACUAUGUGGUGGAGCCGCAGGUUUCCAGCACCGUGCUGUUGGCCGAGAGGCCCACUGUUGGAUUGGGACAGAGCAUGUACAUGCUGAACAGUGCUCCAGUGGCUGAGAGAGUUCUAGUCCAGGGCACUGUUCCUGCACAAGGCACGAUAGGCAGGGGUGACAGAGUGAUGCUGCUGGAGACGGGUGGAGGAUCCACCCAGGCACUGAACACAGGCCUGCUGCAGUCGGCUAACCUGUCCGGUUCGCAGCUACUGCUGGUGGAGAGGGGAGCACAGGGUGGGCAGGUCCUCCAGGGGACACUGCAGAGAGGCGGAAUUGCUGGCUCUCAAGGCCUAAUGGUAGUGGAAGGGCAGUCAGGCCCCGUGAUGCAUGGAUCCCUCCAAAGAGGUGUUGCCACAGGUGGUUCUCAGAACGUGCUGUAUAUGGAGGCGCAGGGCGGGCCAUCAGGAGUUGUUCAUGGAUCACUGCAGAGGGGCAUGACCUCCAGUGCAGGGUUACAAAGCGGGACUGUGGGAUUGAAUGGAAGCUCCAUCCAAAUAAGCAGAGUUCCAACCUCCUCACAGAAAGUGGUCAUCCAAGAGAAGAAAGUUGUGUCAACUCAAAAAAGCCCUCUGUAAAGAUGCAUGGAUAACAUCUGACCAAACUGAAUGUAGUAAGCAGUAAAACCCCCAUUGCAUUAACUACAUUUUGACGUGGAAAGGUUUUCAACUUUCUUUUAUCUUCAUUACACUAUGCACAUUGUAUACUUGUCUUUGAACGCAAGUAACAUAUAACACUUUUUUAGCUUUAUUUGAAAGGAUGUUUUUUUUUCUUUUUUUUAAGGUUUUAAGGUGUGAACUUCAGUAGUGUACAUCAAUAUGGAAUUGAGUGUCACAUUGCAAAGAACAGGCCCUUUUGAAUCUUUACCAUUAGUCGUUUGCCACCACUUUUAAAAUAUACACGGAUCAGCUUCCAUCAGUAGCUUCAUAGGUGCUCAUGUCCAUAUCCUGUAUUGAAAUCCAAAUGAAAUGCAUCCACAGUAAUACUAGUGUUUUCAGCUGAAGUUCUGGAAAAUUGAGAUAGAAAAAGCAGCUGUGUGAAGUCAGUAUUUGAAUUAAUUUAAAUUAUUAAUUAUUUGACUUCCAAAAUUAGCAGUAGCAUCAAAAGCACAUUGGAUAAUGUAGCAGAGUGUGUAAGCCUGGGCCCGUAGAUAAAGCAGUGGACACAAAAAAUUAUUUGAAUAUAUCAGUUUUUGGAUCAAGGCUUUCAAAAUUAUAACAAAACAUUUAUUAGAAGGAAUAUGAUGUCAUUUUUUGUAUCUACAAGAAUCUGUUCAGUGUAUUAAUAUUUGUUUUAUAUAAUUUGUUAUGGUACAAAUUCAUUUUUAACAGAAUAGUCAAUUUUACCACUCAGUGCUAAAAAAAAUGAUUCAAUGCCUCUUUGAACCCCUUUCUUAAAAUCGUGUCAGAAUAAAAGUUGUUAUUGUUGUUUGUGCCACGUCUGUAUAACAGACAGAAGAUUUCAAUUAGUUGAAUACUUUUAAAGUUGCUCUAUUUUGCCUCAUUAUUUUAUUAUUUCACAUGUUUCAAACAUAAAAUUAUGCCAAACUAUUUUAUGUAGAAAUUUAUAUGACUAAAUUACCCUUUUUAAUAUCUAACUUAGUACCUGCAUAUAACGUUGGAUGGUUUUACCACCUGAGCUUUUUAGACUUUGGGAAACUUAAAUGCCUAAAUAAAAUUUUAUUUUGAUGUACUAAAAAUGUAUUCAUGCACAAGACGUUUUGUAGAAAAAUGUGAUACAUAUGUAGGUCAUUUAUUAAACUAUUUAAUAGGAGAAUAAUGGACAUUGGCAUAGGUGGCAUAUCAGUAUCUAUAUUGGCCUGAUAUCAGCAGAAGAUACUAGAUUAGUUGUUGGAGGGAAAGUAAGAAUGAAUCUGAUCCAUUAAUGAAGCUAAUGACAAAUGGUUUGAGAUUCAACUGGGCCUUUUAUUAAAUAGACAAUUCUAAAACUGAGUUCUGAAGGCGAUUCUUAAGCUAUUGUUCAGUGUUUUUUUUUUUUUUUACAGUGACUACCUUUCAGUCUGUCCCCAUCAGUGAGCUUUAACUUUUAUCCACUGCUUUCAUAAUCUUGACAAGUUUGUUUCUCUAUUCUUGUAGUUUGGGCACUCAAUGUUUUACAUAAUGUCUUGGUUCUCAGAAUAACUCUUAAACUACUGCCAGCUGGUAUUAUUAAUUGUAUUUUUAUUAAGAUUUCAUUACUUAAGAUUGUAGAUCUUUUUUCAUCUGCUGAGUGAAUAUUUUGAACUUCUUUGUACUCUUUGCGCUUUGCACUGUAGUGAGCUCAGAACCUGAAUAUCUGGAUCUCAACGGCUGAAGUUAUUUACACAUCACACUACUGACACUAAAGGUCGAACAAUGCUAAAAACUGAAUUCAACAUCAAGCUUAAACGCUGGGCUAAUGUUACAUGGUUUUUAGGGGAUUACUUGCGCUUUUGGAGAAAAGAAUUAUGUAUAUUUGCUGUACAACUGGACCUUCUUAAAGGCGUAACUCUUUUUUAAGCACCUAUAUUAACUUGGACCUAAGGUACUUCUUGUUUUUGUUUGCGCAGAAUUUCAAAGAGUACAACAGCAAAAAUGUUUUCUAAUGUAAGAGCUUGAAUGUACUCUGAUAUAAACUGCCAUUUUUCUACUCGAGGGCCAAAAGUUAAUGUCUGUAUUUGUUUUUAUUUGUGGGUAUGUAGAAUGUAGAUAAUGUUUUGUUGUGUUUAUUAUACACUGGAAUACCAAAUAAACAAUAAGUAAAUAAAA
Messenger RNA from Colossoma macropomum (tambaqui), 5923 nucleotides. RefSeq names its product desmoglein-4-like. Gene Ontology annotation, cellular component: plasma membrane; desmosome. The record is from RefSeq and is a predicted model, not a curated record. Gene Ontology annotation, molecular function: calcium ion binding. Gene Ontology annotation, biological process: homophilic cell-cell adhesion. NCBI's taxonomy places the organism in Eukaryota, Metazoa, Chordata, Actinopteri, Characiformes, Serrasalmidae.